AAUCAAGAAUCCUUCCGACAAACGUCAACGUCAAGCAAAUCCACUCGAGAAACUCCACCAAAAUGUCGCGAAACUUGCCGUCUAAAUUCCCAUUUUCCGUACUGAAAGAGCACGUUAGGUUUCUGACCACCAAAUUAGACGUGAUCCAUUUACCGCCCCGAACAGCCAAUGCAGAAGAUUCCGUUUCUCAAGAGCCUUCGGAUGAGCUCGUAGGAAACCCGAUAAGGUACAACGUGUGCAGGGAGCACGUUUCGGCAGGCCAGAAGUUCGUCUUCAACAAGAAACCAGAACAAGAACCAGCGGCUUCUCAAAGUCAGUUUGACCCGGAGUGCGAAGUGGAAGAGGCCGCGGUUCAUCCCUCGCUGCCGAUCCUCAGCAACGAAGAAAAAGGUUACAGGUCUUUCGCCGUUUCGAAAACGCAGAAAAACGUCAUCCUUCCGUUGAAAUCGUCCAAACUGGCAAACCCGUUCCCAGAUCCGGUUAAAGUGAUGCCAUCCCACACCGUCUCCGAUCAGGAAAAGGCUGACCAGAUGCAAGCAGAAGCCAGAGUCCCGAGGUCGAUUACGACCUCACGAAGAAUAUAAAUCGAUUGUGUUGUAUUUUUGUUGUUUGUUUUCAUAUUGUAUAAAUUUGACGUGACGACAAAAUAAUAGUCCCUGAAUAUAUGAAGUGUUCGAUUGUU
Messenger RNA from Leptinotarsa decemlineata (Colorado potato beetle), 682 nucleotides. RefSeq lists its product as uncharacterized. NCBI's taxonomy places the organism in Eukaryota, Metazoa, Arthropoda, Insecta, Coleoptera, Chrysomelidae. The record is from RefSeq and is a predicted model, not a curated record.